Messenger RNA from Haliotis rufescens (red abalone), 4999 nucleotides. Its product is annotated as carbohydrate-responsive element-binding protein-like. The coding region runs from base 100 to 2874 and encodes 924 amino acids. The record is from RefSeq and is a predicted model, not a curated record. Gene Ontology annotation, cellular component: nucleus. The transcript is spliced from 18 exons. Gene Ontology annotation, biological process: regulation of transcription by RNA polymerase II. NCBI's taxonomy places the organism in Eukaryota, Metazoa, Mollusca, Gastropoda, Lepetellida, Haliotidae. Gene Ontology annotation, molecular function: DNA-binding transcription factor activity, RNA polymerase II-specific; protein dimerization activity; RNA polymerase II cis-regulatory region sequence-specific DNA binding.
GAGUGAUCACGAGAGUAAUGUCUACCACAGACAUUCUUGAAUUGUUUUCUCAAAAGUAUUUAGCACUGAAGUACUGUCAGUACAGUGUCUGGAUUUGUUAUGGCCAUAGAAGACCCCUUGAAAACGCAUUCACCGGAAACUAUGUUGGAAAUUCAGAGUAACAAAUCAGAAGGAAUGAAAACCGAAAAGGCGAACCAAAUUCAUAGUGGGCAUUUCAUGAUAAGUCGUGUACACGACCCCGCUACUGACGAAUUCGACGAAUAUGACGACAAGUCGGGUGAUUCUGUCGGAUACGAUUUUAUGGAAGCGACGAAAGAGACUUCUCAGACCUAUAGUUUUGGUCCAAGAAGCACAAGGACUCUUGCAAUCGACGCGUCGCUAACCAAGCUAUUUCAGUGUUUAACUCUUGCGUACAGUGGGAAAAUAACAAGUCCAAAAUGGAAGCCGUUUCGAGGCAUGCACUUGUCAAUAAAGGACAAGAUCAGACUGAACAACAUCAUCUGGAGGGAAUGGCACCUGCAGUAUGUUUUUCGGAAAAUUCCCAAUGUUUGCCAGUUUGCGACUCCAUUGUCAGACGACAUUCACACAAAACCCGAGGCUGUUGUCUUGGAGGGCAAGUACUGGAAGAGACGGUUAGACACUGUCACAGCCGAGUACAAGAAAUGGAGGCGGUACUUCAAGGAGCGAGUAUCUAGGAACCCUCCAGACUCCCAGAUGCAAGAGGAUGAUGAUUUCCCUUGCCAGGUGGCAACUAUCGCUGAGUUGCUGGAAAGGGUAAAAGAUUCGACAAUGAUCCCCCGACCGUCUCAACCAUCGGCCACUGACUUACUCAUCACGAAUGAUUUUGAGGAGAUGGAUUUCACAGAUAAUCUUUUCUCAUCACUGAAAGAACCAUUUCAGUUUCCCAAUCCCCGUGAAUUGUCUCAGCUGGGCUGUGCUGACCUCAUCCAGCCUGGGCUGAUUCAACUGCAACCCAAUCUUGAGGACUUCAUGGAUGUGGACACAGUGCAUGACAUGAUUAUGAACUCCUCUCGGACCCAGAUGACAAACUUCCUGUCUGGAUCAACUGGCUCACUGGACAUCCUGCCCACAGGGUCUGCAAUCCAGUCCAGCAACUCGGACCCGAUGCAGACUAGUAUGACAGUGGAGCAACAACUGGCAGCCCUGCAGCAGCAAUCUUACUCCGACCCAUCAGGGGUCCUGGAUUACCAGUUGUCUCAGGCCCUUUGCAACACAGGGUCAUUUGGCCAGCACAGCAGUGCAGGGAUGGGUCAGUCAGGCCUCAUUGUUGAUCUACAGACCGACCAGUUUGGACAGAACACCAACUUUAUGGAGUGUAGUGUCAUGAACAAACCUAGUGUGAAGGCUCAGCCUAUGAUGGAGCAGUCCUCGACUCGUCGUGUGGCACAGGUGUUACCGACUGCUAAUAUUGUUCCCACUUCGGUGGCGUCAUCACGAGAUUCACCGAGAAAGGCAGAUGAUACUGUGCCGCGUAUUGCUACCAAGCCUCAAGCAAGUGGGGUUGGAGGAGGGUUUGUGCAGCAGAAUUUUUUGCCACAGAAAAAAGAUGGUUUUGUUAUACCAAAGGGAAAGCCGGUUCAGACACCACGGAAGAACAGAAUCAUUGCUCCCGCCCCACCUAUUAGUUCAUCGCCGCCCUCAUCGUCCCCCUCAGUGCACAGUACAUACCUCGCCCAACUACUCACUAAAGGAACCUACCCAGGUGCAAUAAUCACCAGUGUAAAGAAGGAGCCUGUGUCAGGGCAGAUCACCACCACCACCACCACAUCGUCCAGUACCACCACAUACCAACCCAUCCGCCCUGCUGAUCCCACACGGGCCAACAUUAAACAGCCAUCCAGUCCAUCGCCCGGCAGUCCCGCAGUGGCAGUCGGCUCCUUAUCACCAGCACACAGUCCGUCACCUGGACUACCUAUAGAUCUUACAAAGGUACCCUCCAGCUUCCCCACCAGUGUUCUAAUAGCAGCAGCCAGUCAGGCUUUCAGCACCAUUUCUACCGUCUCCUCCAGAGAUGUGCUGUCUAUGUCACCAAAAUCAUCUGCUAAUAUCUUAACAGUCAGUCCUUUGCCACAAAGUCCACCAUCCCCUCAGCUGGAUCUCUCGCCGCGGCAACCACCUUCCCCGCUAUCUGACGUCAUGUCGCCUCUCUCUGGCAUGAUGAGCCCGGGACAGGUGGAAGUAUCGUUUGGGCUUGAGCCAGAGAAGGUGCAGUACCACGAACAGCGGCGGAUGGCCCACCAAUCCGCUGAGCAGAAACGGCGAUGUAAUCUCAAGGUAAACCCCAAUAGCGGAUUCGACAUGCUGCAUACACUAGUGCCGGCACUUAGUGUCAAUCCCAAGGUCAGCAAGGCAGCCAUGCUUCAGAAAACUGCUGAUUACUGCAAGAAGCUCAAGUCAGAACGGAGUCAAAUGCAAAAGGAGGCAGAGAUUCUUAAACAAGAAAUAGAGUCUCUAAACUCAGCUAUCAGUGUUGUCCAGUCACAGUUGCCCGAGACCGGUGUGCCAGUUACAAGGCAGAGGGUCGACCAGAUGAAGGACAUGUUUGAUAGCUAUGUCCGAAGCCGCACACUCACCAACUGGAAGUUUUGGAUUUUUUCAAUAAUUAUCAGGAACCUUUUUGGUUCGUACAACAACACAGUAUCAACGGCUAGUAUUGAAGAACUUUGCCGGACUGUGUUAGCCUGGCUGGACCAGAAUUGUUCACUUGUCGCACUCAGGCCAACUGUUUUGAAUGCGUUACGGCAUUUGAGUACAACAACCAGCAUCUUGACCGAGCCCUCCCGGAUGAAGGAGCAGGCGACGCAGGCUGUCACAAAGGAUUCUCAAUCCUCCUCCACCCACACCAGGUCAUGAUAACUCUUUCUCUCCCCAUGGGGGGACUCGGACUGAAAAUGAACAGGCCAUUGCUGUCACAGAUUACAAACAGUGCUCAAAGAUGUACUGAAGCUCACUUUCAUCAAUAUUAGUUGGACUCUAUGUUCAUCUUCAUCUCUUUUGUCAGCUUUGAAGCUUGCCUGCAGACUUUGAACUUGGGAGCAUUGAUGUGGUACUGAGGCUCACUUAUAAGAGUGGUAUGGAAAAACAUCGGCUUUAAGAAUUUGUACUUGUGAAAUUUGAAUUGAAGCGAUGCUGAAGCUCCAGUUUAUGGCUGGAGGAUGUGAGAGGCAAGGAGCAUAAAAGUGAACGACCUUGAAGCUACUAUGGUGAGGUUUGUGAAGAGUGACGAAGAGUUUGAGGCUUGUGACAAAGUUACAGGCUUCACGGACUGAGAGAGAGGAGAUGUAUUUGAUGUGUCACUAUAGAAAUAUUGUAUCUUUUGUAUGAGGGCAGUGGUUCCAAAGAAAACAAUAUGAUGUCAGUAUAUUCUUUGUAGUUGAACCAGUGAAGAUGUACUAUACAAUGCUGGCAUCCCACUGUAAGAUUGCCAAUUAUGAUGGAAGGAGACAGUGUUUACAGAUGCCUUAAUAAAAUGAAGAUCAGGGAUUUGCUGAGAGGGCAUAUGAGAGAGAGGAGAUGGUUGCUUUGGAUUGUUUUCGGAAAACUCAACAACAUUGCAGCCAAAGUACUGUUCAUUUCUGUUCAUGCUUACACUGUUGCUCCUUUUCUAUUGGUGCUAUUCCAGCUGCUCUUCGUACAAUAGAGGCAGUGUUGUGACUUAACUCAUUAACCGUCUGUGAAAGAUGCCUCUGUAUCUAGAAUGUGGUCUGUCAUGAGUUUCAGCUUCAAUCACAAUGUCAUUUGAAGCUGGCAACUGAACUGAAGUAUGUUGUAGUUUUGUGACCUACUGCUGGAACAGACGAUUUGAUUUGGUCUUUGGGUUGAUCUUGAAUGACGGUGAGUUUGACUUGCAGUGAGUUGAAUUUUAGCUGUUCCAAUCUUGGAUUUUUGCCUUUGAACUGACUCAAAUGUGUCCCUCAGAGUGUGGAAAGUGGUCUGGUGAUGGCUAUGGUUUGAAUAUUAUCAUGGUAGUUGUCUUAACUUAGGUGAGGCACUAUGUGAUGCCUCAAUGAUUCCUCAGCAAUGAUUGGAAGGUCUGAACUACACUGAUCACAACCAGGUGGUUGGAACAUAGCUUUAAACCAGAGAAUGUCUUCAGAAACACUGAACGUGAGUGAUGGCCAGGAAACUGGAUGGACCAUGAGUGAUGGCCAGGAAACUGGAUGGAACAUGAGUGAUGGCCAGGAAACUGGAUAGAACAUGAGUGAUGGCCAGAAAACUGGAUAGAACAUGAGUGAUGGCCAGAAAACUGGAUAGAACAUGAGUGAUGGCCAGAAAACUGGAUAGAACAUGAGUGAUGGCCAGGAAACUGGAUGGACCAUAAGUGUUGGCCAUGAAAUUGGAUAGAACAUGAGUGAUGGCCAGGAAACUGGAUAGAACAUGAGUGAUGGCCAGGAAACUGGUAGAACUUGAGUGAUGGAUAGGAAGCUGGAUAGGACAUGAGUGAUGGCCAGGAAACUGCAUGGCAAACGUAGUGCUAAGGUGAUCGUAACUCCCAAACUUAAACAGCACCAAAAUGUCUUUUUGGAAUUGGUCCCAGUUGCAUAGGUUCAUCCCUUGAGGUUCAAACACAAGGAGUUUCGAUUUGGAGGAUUUGUAAGUUGUGUCGGGAUCACCAUGAUCACACCAGGACAUAUUCUCAGUAAAUUCAACAGUGAGUUUGUGAUGGACGUGUGACCGACGUUCAUUAGGAAGUAAGAACAGACACUGUUCCAGAUAAUGUGACAGUGGUGCACGUCUGUAUCACUGUGUGGAAGGUUGCUGUGCUACAGGGUGGAAUUAUCUUUAUUUAUUUAUGGACGAAUCAGAAUGUUACUUACUGUGUUGAUUGUAUGUGGUUACCUCAAAAGGAAACUUAAAACCCAUCUGUAAGUAGCCAGAUGUGUCUCAGAAGGGGGAUGUUUUCUACCUUGAAUAUUUAGAAUGAAACCCUCCUUCGAAUAAGCAGCUAACACAUCACCAAGGUUUUCAGAGUGAAGGU